Galleria mellonella (greater wax moth) is the source of this 2585-nucleotide messenger RNA. Its product is annotated as monocarboxylate transporter 14-like. NCBI's taxonomy places the organism in Eukaryota, Metazoa, Arthropoda, Insecta, Lepidoptera, Pyralidae. Gene Ontology annotation, molecular function: monocarboxylic acid transmembrane transporter activity. Bases 214 to 2538 code for a protein of 774 amino acids. The record is from RefSeq and is a predicted model, not a curated record. Gene Ontology annotation, biological process: monocarboxylic acid transport; transmembrane transport. The transcript has 6 exons.
ACCGGCGCCAUUGUCGAAUGUAGAUAGUCGGUAUUCAAACUCGUGUACAGUAUGACGCGCGCUCCGUAAUUAUUUUAUUUAUUUAUCAAAUUAGAGUGCACUGUGAGUGUUAUGUGGACUGCGUUACGGUUGACGGAUUUUUAUGAAAUAAUCAGAUAAUAUCAACCGUGACAGUGAUGAAUCAUAGUCUAGUCAUAUUAAACAAUAAUUAAGAUGUCCGAGGAAAAAAGUUUAACCGAAGUUACCUCAGCUAGAGAAUAUUCACAUAAUGAGAACACGGGAGACAUGAACAAAAUUAACUCGCUUAAAUCAGAAUCAAAAGAAAUAGUAGCGCACUAUACUAAAGUGAGUGAUUCUCCGCCUGUAGAGAAAGUGAAGUUCGAAGGUUUAGAUGAUAAGGACAGUAUUUGUUCUGAUGAUUCUGAUGUUGAGAAAUCCCCACCAAUACCAGACGGUGGGUGGGGAUGGGUUGUAGUGGCUUCAGCUUUCCUUGUAUCAGCUUGCGCUGAUGGUUUAGCAUUUUCAUUUGGCUUACUACAUGAAGAGUUCACACAAUUCUUCGAGACGACACAAUCAAAGACAUCUUUAAUUGGCAGCCUUUUCAUCGCUACACCACUAUUAGCGGGACCAAUAAUGAGUGCCUUAGUAGACAGAUACGGAUGUAGAAUAAUGACCAUGAUUGCUGGAUUUAUGUCCACAAUUGGAUUCUUACUGGCUGCCAUAAGUAAUUCAGUUGAAAUGUUAUGUUUAACCUUCGGUUUUAUAAGCGGACUUGCCAUGGGUAUAUUGUAUGUGACAGCUGUAGUAGCAGUAGCAUUUUGGUUCGAUAAAAAAAGGAAUCUUGCCGUCUCUUUAGCUUCGUGCGGCAUUGGCUUCGGAACAUUAAUUUACUCGCCUAUGACGCAAUAUUUCCUUGAGAUUUAUGAUUGGAGAAACACCAUUGUAUUAUUGGCAGGAACCUUGCUUAAUAUGUGUGUUUGCGGGGCAGUAAUGCGAAACCCGGAAUGGCUUGAGAUCAAACAGAAAAGAGAACGCAGCUUAUCUAAAUCCAGAAGAUCGUCAAGUGCCGGAUCUGUUUCAUCCAAGUCUCUUGGCGGAGAAUCAGUUUAUUUAGAUGCCGAGGAACUAAAAACCUUACUGUCUAGUGGUAAGAGUCCAGAAUAUAUUUUGGCAACUUUAGCGGAAACCAUUGCUGAAGCAGAAAAAUUAGAAACUACUACCCAACUUAACGCUGAACCUAUAUACAGAAGAAUGCACUCUGCUAUUCACUUGCCAACUUUUGUACAAGGAAAAGAAAAGGUUCCACCAGAAGUAAUAGAAAAUUUAAUGGCAAACAAACAACUAUACAAUAUUAUACUACAAAAUUAUCCAGAUAUAUUGACACGAAGAAGAUCAGAAAUAAAUAUCAAUGCAGAAACUUCUACAGAGGAGACGUCUAAUGAACCAAAGGUGCCCGUACAAAUAAAAAUAAAAGUGCCGAAACAUGAAAGUGAAAACAAAAGUAAGACAGAAACCAACGCACAGGAAAAUAAGACUGAUGACGAAACUGCAAAACCCAAUGAUAUUACUAAAAAUAGUGCUAUUGAAAAACAAAGUCAAAACGUUAAAUCUAAAGAAAAAUCUCAACACACAUCGAAUAGAGACAACAAAACUGCUCACAUGACAAAUUGGUUUGCGAGGCAGAUUUCAACUGACCACCACUACCUAAAAGAUAUGCCUUUAUAUAGAAACACUAUUAUGUACCGUGGAGCGAUGAUGAAUAUUCCUAGGUAUAAAUUAAAAACAUCGUCUUUGCCCGAUAUUUAUAGAAAUUCCAUGUGGUCGAUUGGUUCAGAAUCUGAUGAUGAAAUGAAAUGGUAUCACCGUCUCUGGGAGACUACAAAAGCCACCUUUGACUUCCGGAUGUUCACAGAGUUCCACUUCCUCAUGUUCAACUUGUCCUCCUUGAUACUCUCAGUAUGGUUCAUUGUGCCUUAUUUCUUCCUGAAGUCUUACAUGACCGCGCGAGGGACAGAGGGUGGUGCUAUGAUGAUUAGCAUCAUCGGAAUUGCCAGUAGUAUUGGUAUUGUUGGACUUGGAUGGGCGGGAGACCAACCCUGGGUCCACGUGAUCAAGACAUACGCCGUAUGUCUCACUAUAUGCGGAUUGUCCGUUGCCGCUUACCCUUUAUUCAUCACCAAUUAUUGGGCCCUGGCUGUUAUAUCCACCAUAUUUGGCCUCUCCUUCGCCAGCUCCUACUCCUACACUCCUGCUAUACUGAUGGAGCUAAUUCCUAUAGACCAUUUCACCAUCGCGUAUGGGCUGAUAUUACUCAGUCAAGGCAUCGGACAUUUGGUUGGACCGCCAAUUGGAGGCAUGCUCUACGACCUGACAGGCUCUUGGGAUAUGACCUUCUACAUCGGUGGUCUGUGGCUGGUCAUCUCAGGUCUGUGUGUGGCCGUGAUCGCCUACACGAAGAAUGUCCGCAUGUGUGGUAGUGCGCCCUUACUUAAGGAACUCGAAGAAACAGAGAAGACUGCGAACGGAAUUGAUGUCUGAAUAAUUUAAUUGUAUGCUAAAAAUAUAUUUUAAAAUAAAAAAAUAAA